Aplysia californica (California sea hare) is the source of this 1797-nucleotide messenger RNA. RefSeq lists its product as uncharacterized. The coding region runs from base 83 to 463 and encodes 126 amino acids. NCBI's taxonomy places the organism in Eukaryota, Metazoa, Mollusca, Gastropoda, Aplysiida, Aplysiidae. The transcript has 3 exons. The record is from RefSeq and is a predicted model, not a curated record.
AACCGAUUUGCUUCACCGCGGCGUUAGCUCCGCCUCCUCCGCCUAUGACCGGGGUGCAGGCUCCUCCCACCGACGUCCCAGUAUGGCGGGCAUCCUGCCCGUGUCUCCGGCCGAGAGCCGCAGGCCCAGCACGCAUAGCGUGGGCAUCCUGCCCAUCUCCAUGUUUGGGGAGGGCGGUGAGAAACCGCGGAGGCCCAGUACCCAUAGUCUAGGCGUGUUCCCCUUUUCGUGUUUUGGAGAAGACAGGGACAAGCCAGACCGGCCUCGCAGAUGUAGUACCCACAGCUUAGGCCCGCUAGUGGUACCCGACUUUGACCGGCGCGGUAGCCGCGGGAGUAUAUUCGGCACGCUGGGUAUAGGCGACUUCACGGGCGGCAACUCCAGCAGUUCCUCGCACAACCAGAGGCGGCCCAGCUUCCAGGCGUUUGGCGAGAGCGUGAUGCAGCUCUUUGGCAACAAGUGACCAUGGCACGCGUCCCGUUGUUUCCCCUUCGUUGUAAAGUCCGGCACGGAAUGCACACAGCGAUGUCGACUGAUGUGGAGCUCUCUAGGGACAAGGAUUAUCAUCGCUCCCUGUAGCGGUGGGCUUGAGUAGUAGACUGGCGUGGCUGUUGGCGACUGAAACUAACUAACUGUCCCCGUUGGAUCGAGGAACUGCUACACUUUACAAUGAGACAUCGUGAAUUCCAUGUUUUUUCUCUCUCCUUUUUGUAACGAAAAACUUGCUCAAAAAUGGCUGCGUUCUUAUUCUGAGUGACAGCAAUAAUAAUGAGGGCCUAUAACUGAAUCUCAAAACAUAACAAUAACCCUUUUAUCAAUCUCCUUCACCAAAAUGUUGACAUGAUAUUUGACUUUUUUACUUUUAAGAUUAUUUCAAAGGCCAACAGAAGACAGAGUAAAUCUAGGCCGAAUAGAGAAGCUACCUCGUCGACCAUCGUGUGACUGUCAAUACGUUCGCUUCUCUUAUAUUCUAUGUUGGAACAGAACUUAAAAACACGAUCAAAAUCUGCUGUUACUCUGUCUGUCGCAAUAUUGGUGACGUCUGCGUCAUGCAAAGCAGUCUCCAUUGAAAAAUAAGAAAUAAAAUGAUGUGAAAGAUGCAAUAACAAAAUGAGCGUUAUCAAACUAUUAAAACUUACUUUUAUAACAGUCAACGGAACAGAAACAGGUUGCAGGGACUCUAUUUUUAGACAAGUCCAGUGCUGACAGAGCAAGGAUGAGUAGCUCACUGCUGUUUUCCACCAACGUUGCGUGAUCUCUACAAACAUUAAGGAAUCGAACUAAGCAAUAUAAAGAAAGAGAGAGAGAGCUAUUUCUGCUUGGCGAGCCAUGUUGUUGAGUCGUUGUGUACUAUACAUAUUGCAUAGAAUCCCUCCUGGCCUUCCCAAUAAGAUGUUAUACCAUGUUUUUGCACACACAACCCUGAGAGUUUCUCUCCGUCUCUGUCUCUCUAUCUCUCUCUUUCUGUCUCUGCUUGUUGGCCUCUCCCACCCUCUCUUGCCAAACUGUGUCCUCCUCCCCUCUAUCAGUGUUAAUUGUUUUGCACUUUUCCAAUUUAAUCAAUUUCAAACAAAAGGGACAUUUUUGCAAGUCAUUUCUGUCCACGAUAUAUUCUUAUGUUUCUUCUAAUAAUAUUAUUUACAGCAUCGUUGAUAUGUAUACAAGAAUGUCGUACUUAUAAUGCAUAAAUUCCAUUAAAUGAAGCUUAUGAUCUGGAGAGCCUUCUGUGUGUGAGUGGAUAAAAAAGAAUUGGUGACGAUUGAAAUAAACUUGAAUUUUGUUCAUUGAUUUGAGAUA